Messenger RNA from Hyla sarda, 1744 nucleotides. RefSeq names its product spindle and kinetochore associated complex subunit 2 (gene SKA2). Gene Ontology annotation, molecular function: microtubule binding. The transcript is spliced from 5 exons. Bases 107 to 484 code for a protein of 125 amino acids. NCBI's taxonomy places the organism in Eukaryota, Metazoa, Chordata, Amphibia, Anura, Hylidae. Gene Ontology annotation, biological process: cell division; chromosome segregation; mitotic cell cycle. Gene Ontology annotation, cellular component: spindle microtubule; outer kinetochore. The record is from RefSeq and is a predicted model, not a curated record.
GCCGGCUAUCUGCACCCAGUGAGUGUUGCACAAACAGGGCUCCUCCCCUCCGUACCCUCCCCCGCUCGUAUUCCCGGGUCCGCCUGAGGAAUGUAAACUAUUCAACAUGGAGACAGCAGUCAAUAAGCUGGAGGCUCUGUUUCAAAAAGCUGAGUCUGACUUGGAUUACAUUGAACAAAAACUGGAGUUUGAAAUACGGAAGAGCCUCCCAGAGGAAUCGUCCCAGGAUAACCCUACUGUAUUGCUGGAGCAGUUGGCCAGUGUGAAGUCACGCUUUAAGGGUCUGUCUUCCCAGCUCGACAAGAUUGCUGCAGACCAGCAAAAGUCAGUGGAAAGCAUUCAGGCAACAAUUGCAAACACGUUGAAAAUGGUGCAGCAUUUACAACAGCAAACAGAUUUUCAGGUACCCCCUUUUUCAGAUGAAGAACUUCGUGCUCUUCAACAGUUUGAGACACUAGCAUCAAAAGGCAUGAACCUGAAAUGAACAGACUUUCAAAGCCUCACGAAAUGGAAAUGAGAUUUUCAUACAACACAACAGUGUAAAGUUGAAUUGCUGUCAACACAGGCUUGAUGACUCCCAAACUGUGUCAGAAAUAAACAAUGAUAGUGAUAUUCGUGAAAGAUCACCCACCUAUUUAUUUAAGAGCGAAGGAAACCCACUCUUGCAAAACUGGUUGUUGUUGUGCUGAAGUGUAAAUAACAUGUUAUAUAAGGUUUUCUGUAAACUACAGUUCCAAUUUAUUUUGUACAGCUUACAUUAUAAUACAUUGCUGCAGGUUCAGCUUGUUGAUUUUCUAUCCCUCCAACGUUACUCUCCUAACCAAUAUUUAGGUCAGGCAUGAAGAGACACAACUCCAACCAACCCAAUGUGAUAAUCGGAUGGAAGAGUAACACUGCAGGGAUAUUUUAGAGGGACUCUGUCAUCAGUAUCUCCCACACUAACCUGUUUGUACAGGCUUGUGCGGGUCACCCUGAUGAAGAUGGAGUUCACCUUUCUUUGCUCCAUUGGUCCACAAUGCCUGUCUUUUGGUAUAUGCUAAUAAGCCAGUUUAGUGGGGGUGGGGCGGGAACGCCCACAUGCACCUACCCGACUCAUUAGCAUAUACCGGAAAACAGGCAUCACUGAGCAAAGAAAUGUAAGGACCAUCUUUCUCAGUAUCACCCACCAUACUUUGCCAACAGGUUAGUGUGGGUGAUACUAAUGACAGAUUCCCUUUUUAAGGGUCUAGUCACACAUACAGUAUUCUGUGCAGAUUUGAUGCGCAGGAUUGAAGCUGUGUUCAGUCAUUCAGUUUACAUUGAAAUCUAUAGCCGAAAAUCCUGUGCAUCCAAUCUGUGCAGAAUACUGUACGUGUGAAUAGACCCUAAAAGAACAGGAAUCCUAUAUCAUUCACUUUAGUUCUAAAUUCCACAACACAAGCCUGUUGUGAUAUGGAUAUUACAAUGACUUCUUUUACCUAUGCUCAUAUAACUUAUACAUAUAACAUGUAAUUUAAAAAUGUAUAUAUUUUAAUAUUACAGACUAAACUAUAAUAUGGAAGUAGAAAUUGUGCAUAUGUCAUGUUUGUAUUGCUACUGGUAUGUUUUUUUCUUGUUUAUUUCUUACAUAUUAUAAAUUUAUUUUUAUUUUUAUAAUAAUUUUUUUUUUUUGCAUGCUCACAUUCCAGAGUGUUUUAAUUCCUUGUACUAUAGAUUGUUUCUAUAGCUCAUCAUUAGAGAUGAGCGAACUUACAGUAAAUUCGAU